Molecule: messenger RNA, 1965 nt
Organism: Daldinia vernicosa
Lineage: Eukaryota; Fungi; Ascomycota; Sordariomycetes; Xylariales; Hypoxylaceae
Product: MFS general substrate transporter
Exons: 2
Coding region: 82-1761 (559 amino acids)
Biological process (GO): transmembrane transport
Molecular function (GO): transmembrane transporter activity
Source: RefSeq, a predicted model, not a curated record
GCCUCUCUUCGUUUUCUUUUUUUAUUUAUUUAUAUACAAAACUUCAAUUUGUAUCGAGAAUAUCUGGGUAGAUUGGGUACGAUGGACGAUAUCACGCCUGUCAAGCCCGUCAGUAUAAAUACUGGUAGUCCAGUAGAGCCAGCUCCUGUCAAAGAACAGAAUAUAGAGUCACUGAAUAUACUCGAACCUCCAAAAGUCCGCACAAAGCUGCGUAUAUACACCCUCUUAGUCGCGCUCUACCUCACCCUUUUCGUCGCGGCAUUAGACCAGACCAUCGUAGCAACAUCCAUCCCCUCGAUUUCUGCCGCCCUGCACUCCGCUUCUGGGUACGUCUGGAUCGGCGGCGCGUACGUGCUAGCCAACGUGGCCGCGGGGCCGAUCUGGGCGAAAUGCAGCGACAUCUGGGGCCGCAAGCCCGCUCUCUUAGGAGCCGUCGGCGUCUUCACCGCCGCUAGCAUCGUCGCGGCGUUAAGCACAAACAUGCAGAUGCUAAUUGCCGCUCGAGCGCUGCAGGGCGCCGCCGGUGGAGGACUGCUCCAAUUGGUGACUAUUACCAUCUCGGACCUCUUCGACAUGCGGAGCCGAGCCCUGUAUCUGGGCUUCCUCGGCGUGAUGUGGGCGCUGGCCGGAUGCGCCGGGCCGCUGAUCGGGGGAGCGUUUACCCAGCUCGCGAGUUGGCGCUGGUGCUUCUGGAUUAAUCUGCCGGUCUGUGGCGCUUCGUUCUUGCUCUUGCUGCUCUUCUUGGAUGUCCACGAUCCUCAUACUAAGCUGCGCGACGGCCUGGUGGCUAUUGACUGGUUCGGCACCUUCUCCAUAUUGGGAGUUACUCUCCUACUUCUCCUCGGACUGGACUUCGGUGGCGCGAUCUUCCCGUGGGAUAGUCCAAAAGUCGUCUGCUUGAUCGUAUUUGGAAUCGUGAUGAUCGGCUGCUUCAUCUUUAGCGAGCAGCGCUUGGCCAAGUAUCCCCUGAUUCCGCUAGGAAUGUUCAAGGAUUGGUCUAAUAUCGCGACCUUCCUUCUUGCCUUUGCACAUAGCAUGGUCUCUAUCGGCGCCGAGUAUUAUUUACCGUUAUAUUUCCAAAGCGCAAAGCAGGCAUCGCCCGUCCAUAGUGGCCUUCUGAUAUUGCCGAUGAUGAUUACGGAAUCGGCCGUUGACGUACUGGUCGGUAUCGUAAUCCAUCGCACGGGCCGCUAUAGGGAAAUCAUAUGGGCCGGAGCAACAUUCAUGACGUUAGGGACAGGGCUGUAUAUAAAUUUCCGGCCGGAUACGUCUCUCGGGGAAAUUAUUGGGUACCAAAUCGUCAAUGGCAUCGGCACUGCACUCCUAUUCCAAGCACCCAUGAUCGCUAUCCAAAACACUGUCAGCCAAGCUGAUACUGCGUCGGCUACAUCGGCACUAGGCUUCAUCCGCAACUUGGCGACAUCGCUAUCCAUCGUUGUCGGCGGCGUGGUAUUCCAGAACAGUAUGGCUAAUCGCCAAUCGUCCCUCGCAGCGGCUGGCCUCAGCGGACCUAUUCUAGAGGCUCUAUCUGGCGAUCAGGCAGCAGCAAACGUUGAAAUCGUCCAGUCCAUCCAAGAUGCGGUUCAGCGACAGGCUGUACUAGAUGCCUUUUCGUGGAGUAUAAGGAACAUGUUCAUACUAUACACUAGCGUGUCCGCCCUUACGGUCGUGGCGAGCGUUUUCGUCAAACAUCGACAACUAAGGACGGAGCACACAGAGACGAAGACGGGGAUCCAGGAGUUGACAGAGCGGAAGGCUUGAGUGCUGAAGUGGUUCAUAACGGGAACUUUUACCUUAUGGGUGCUCUGGAAUUUGCACUGUUCCUCCCAGGAUCCAUCAACAUUGGGCUUCAGCCAGAAGUCUAGAUCAAGUUGGAUCUUCCAAGGGAAUUCGUGAACUGUCAUAUGUCUCAUAUCGCCUAGUAACGCUAGGUGUGUGUACAGAUUGAUGUCUCCCACCGUUACC